Molecule: messenger RNA, 804 nt
Organism: Ostertagia ostertagi
Lineage: Eukaryota; Metazoa; Nematoda; Chromadorea; Rhabditida; Trichostrongylidae
Source: the annotation of a GenBank genome assembly
AUGGACUGUUCCAUUAAGCGCAAGAAAGGCGUGAACUGGACGAUUCAAGAGAACGAAUUGGUCAUCGAACUGUUCCUGGAUCACUACGAUACGUACUACUUCAAAUUCUCUGACGGGUCGAAAAAGGGUACAAAAGCGGUUCGUGAUUCUUUGCACGAAAGAUGGGCUGAGCAACUGACUCGGUUGGGAUUUGCUGAGCGAACGCCUUCGCAGGUUGCUGAGAAAAUCAAAAAGAGUAUCAUCGUCACUCGAAAAUAUAUCAACAACAGCGGUGAGAAUCUGCGCUCGGGAUCCGUAGAAUACCUACCGGCAUUUCUUAGGCCGCUGGAGAAGAAGCUGCGAGAGGAGUACGCUAAGCAGGCGAAUGGUUGUGAAGAUGGUGCAAUUCAAUUUUAUGAGUUAUUGAAAGAUGUCAAAGAAGAGUCCAUGAGUUCUACAGGAGGCAAAGACGCAAGCGAUAAUCACUCUUUGGAUGUGGAUCUUGACAUUGAACCUAGUACUAGCAGCUUGUUUGAGAGUUCCAUGACUCGUCUUUCUCAAAUGGCCAAUCUACCGCAGUCCCUUGAUCUCCCUAUUGCGCCGGUGACACCAUUCAAGAAUUCAUUGAUACUACCAUCCGUGAAUGGAAAGAGUAAAAAGCGUUCGUCUGAUGAAGAGCUAGAUGACCUGACUCUAAAACGUCAACGCCUUCUAGAGGCAGAAUCGGAGCUCCUCGAACGAAAGCGUCAUCUCGUUGAGAUGAAAAUCAAGUACUGGGAAGAAAAGAUGAAACGCCUUGACAAACUAGAGGAGCAGCGACGAUGA